Drosophila busckii is the source of this 1092-nucleotide messenger RNA. RefSeq names its product vacuolar protein sorting-associated protein 37C (gene Vsp37A). NCBI's taxonomy places the organism in Eukaryota, Metazoa, Arthropoda, Insecta, Diptera, Drosophilidae. The transcript is spliced from 4 exons. Gene Ontology annotation, biological process: ubiquitin-dependent protein catabolic process via the multivesicular body sorting pathway; protein targeting to vacuole; protein targeting to membrane. The record is from RefSeq and is a predicted model, not a curated record. Gene Ontology annotation, cellular component: ESCRT I complex. The coding region runs from base 150 to 767 and encodes 205 amino acids.
UAAAAUGCAUUGUUGUUUUUGUCAUAACAUUACACAAAAAUUACUUUGAUUCUAACUUCAGUAUUUGCAAAUUCAAAUUUUGGCAGGGAGAAUAAUAACAAAAAAAAUAACAAAGAGCAUAAUAAACUUUGAAGCAAAGCGCUGCCAAGAUGCCUACUGCACAGCAGUCGCCGCAGCAGCAGCAACAACAACAACAACAACAACACCAGCAGCAACAACCAAGGAAUGAGAACGAGGGGAAUGAGCUUACAACAGAAGAUAACAGUAAUAUGCCAAAUUUAUCAAUACUUUCGCUGGACGAACUGAAGCAGCUUGAUCGUGAUCCUGAAUUCUUUGAUGACUUCAUUGAGGAAAUGUCUGUAGUGCAACAUUUGAACGAGGAACUAGACUCGAUGAUGAAUCAAGUGGAAACCAUUUCUCGUGAAAAUGAAAGCAAGGGCACGCAUCUCGAGGUGCUAAAACGGCGGCUAAGCGAUGAUUACACGGCGCUCAAAACUCUGGGCGAGAAAUGCGAUAAAUUAAACAAAAAGUAUUUAAAGAAAUCUGAAGAAUAUGCACCGCAGCACAUAAGAGAACUUUUGCAAAUAGCCGCCUCGAAUGCCGAUGGUGAUUGCGAUCGUCAUGUGGAGCAUUUUCUUAAUGGAAAAAUCGAUGUGCAAACAUUUCUCAACACCUAUCAGAGCUCUAAGAAAAUUAGUGCUGAGCGCAAGGCCAAGGAGGAGCGUCUGGGCACACAGCUGAGUGCUUUGGAGCGUGCCGGCAUUUAAGGCUGGACAAGACUGCGGACUUAGGGCUUGUGUUUUUUUUAACUGUCUUGUGCUACUCAAAAGUCAAUCGUAUAUAUAGUAAUGUAGUAUAUAGCAUGUGUAGUUCUUAAGCAAUUUGCCGUUGAUUGUAGAGAGCAGUGUAUAAAAAAAAUCAAAGUUAUGUAUAGAAACAUGUAUCUGUAUAUGUCGUUAAGGCAAUCGAAUUACGUUUUAUUUUAGUUUGUCGGUAGCGCAGCGGGGAGUAUUUUAAUAAAGUGCUGUAUUGUGUAUGUAUGUCUUUAGUAAAUAGUCAUAGUAUUAUUAACUGAAAGAAAUGUAUGACCUA